Messenger RNA from Hemibagrus wyckioides, 6874 nucleotides. It is a transcript of the gene fam135b, whose product is annotated as family with sequence similarity 135 member B. Lineage: Eukaryota; Metazoa; Chordata; Actinopteri; Siluriformes; Bagridae. Bases 502 to 4629 code for a protein of 1375 amino acids. The record is from RefSeq and is a predicted model, not a curated record. The transcript has 21 exons.
UCCCGCUGGCGUUCAGCACGCGCCGCAGUCCCGUGCUGCGACUGAAUUGUGCGUAACCAUGACAACAGCGACAGCAGCAGCAGUGGCGGCGGCAGUGGCGCGGUGAAGCCGCGCUUUUAUUCCUCCGGUGAACGGAAAUCUGAUCUCUCUCUCUCACACACACACACACACAUGCACACGGGCGCUAUACCUACUCCAUCUUAAUGCCCUAGGAGCGGACAGAACCGGAACAGAACCGGGAGUGGUGUGGACCGGAGCGGGGUCUCGCGGCACAGACUAAACGCUGCUGUCGCUGGUGCAGAAGGAGGAGUAUGAGGCUCGUGGCUUCCCCUGUGCAGACUUUAUGGAAGGAAGCGGGGUAUAAACACGCCUCAUGUAGGACGGGGUGGAGUUUAGCAGGAAGUCUACACCUUCUGGAAUAUUUCAUGAGGAACAUUUUUCUCAUGUUCUCUGUGUAUCUGUAUGGAUCUCCAUCUGGUUUUCCAGGUGAUGGAAUAGGUGAUGUCUGAAGUACAGGGCACUGUGGAGUUUUCUGUGGAGCUGCACAAAUUUCACAAUGUGGAUCUCUUCCAGAGAGGGUUCUAUCAGGUGAGGGCGGGGCUGAGAGUGUCACCACAUGUUCCACACAGAUUUAUAACCACAACACCUGGGCAUACAGGUGAGUGCAGUUUCACCAAGGCUGGAGUGUACGAUGGGGUCGUGUUCAGUCGGAUAUUUCAGAUCCUCUACAGGAACGAGGAGGUUUCGCUGGAGGACCGUGUCAUCUUUCGAGUCCACCUGCUACUGGAUGGAGACAGGGUAGAGGAAGCUCUGAAUGAAGUGGACUUCCAGCUGAGACUUGACCUGCACUUCACUGAUGUUGAGCAACAGUUGACUGAUAUCUCUUCAGUGCCUGUGAUCAGCAGUAGGACUCUGGGUCUCCAUUUCCACCCACGCAGCGGCCUGCACCACCACCUUCCUGUCAUGUUCGACUACUUCCACCUGUCCGUCAUCUCCAUCACCGUCCACGCCUCUUUAGUGGCUCUACACCAACCACUAAUCAGUUUUGCACGCAGCAAUAAAGGGGCGUGGCUGGGAAAGGGCUCUCCGGAGAAUGAGGCUCCGCCUCCUGUGAUGUCAGUGGAGAACCUGAUGUUCGGGGCUGGAUACUGUAGACCCAUACUCACUGAGGGCAGUUUUUACGUGGCAUCAGAGAACUGCCUGCAGCGAGCUUAUACGUGGCACAGGACUCUCUGUCGCCUCCUGCUGGCUGCCUAUACAGGCCUGAGCUUCUCCUAUACAGUGCUGAUGAAGGACAAUCCUGAAAUGCAGCGUUGUGAAAUAGAGGAGCUGCCGGUUGAGGAAACGCUGAACAAGCUCACCAUGGAGUUACAGUCACAGAGCGGUCAUGAGAAGGUUGCUGAGAAGAUCUCUCGUGAUCUGGCUCAGCUGUGUGCCAGACUUGCAUCUCUUUGGGCACAGUUUGUAGAGGCAGCUGUUCCAAAUCCACAGGUCCGCAGCUACCUCGCCCAGGAGCACCACAAGCUCAGGGUCAGGAGAUUCUCAGAGGGCUACUUCUUUACUGAACAUCCCAAAGAGUCUUCACUCACCUUUCAGGAGGAUCUUAUCAGUAAGCACGCUCAGACGGCCGUGGACUUGCGGAGUUCAGAGUAUCUCAGUCUUAUGCCCCCUCUGCCAAUCGAGUGCCUCGAUAUUGAUGGUGACUGGAACAGCUUACCAAUCAUCUUUGAGGACAGAUACGUGGAUGAACCCUGCUUAGAUUAUAAACCACAUGUGCCAAACCAGAUGGACUCAAACACUCAGAAAGCUACCGAUUCUGAUCAUACAGGAAAGCAAUCCAUGUCCCCAUUAGAGAGGAGACCUCAAUCACCAGCAAUAAGCACCAAGGAUCCUGCCUCUAAAGACUUCAUGGACCUACCCACGUACAUGGCACUAAUUGGAAGGAAGACGGACUUCGUCACUGACAGAGAGGGGAACAUGGUUGAAUUGGAAAGUCCAGUUGGUUCUUUAGAUGGGAAUACAUGUAUAGACAUAGCUGAAACUGAGUUCGAAUCCAAAGUUGAAUCAAGUGCUGAGAGUCAUCAGGAAAGCGAGAUAAGAGAAUUGGACAGACCACAAUGUGAGAACACCAAGGAGCUGUCUCAGCAAGAUCCUGACAGAACUGGCUUGAAAUACAUAAAGGUCACGCCUAAUGAUUCUGACCCAUACAGGGGGGAUGCCGUGGUACUUAUUCAGUCAAAAACCUUAACAGUUAGUGAUCUCACUAUCUCAGAUAUUUCUGAUAUUUCUGCAAAUCCACAAAACAAUGAUUCAGAGAUCCAAGCCAUCUCUGAAUCCCAUGGCAGCAAGGAAGAAGAAACUAUUCUGAAGGACACUUGUACAGAAUCACCAGCUUUGACCCAAGCAAAAAAUGAUGGAAGUGCUGAUACAUUAUUAGUUAAUUCUUCUACAACAGACCGACCAAUGACACCUCCACACAUUCUGCCUCUGGACCAUCCCUUGCCUGAGACACCUCCAAGAGCUGGGUUUCUGGGCAAGUUGAAGAUAAUGAAGCGUUCUUCCUCUGUGAUCUCUGACUCUGGAAUUGAAAGUGAACCCAGCUCCGUGGCCUGGCCCUUGGACAUCCGAUCCGGGGUUGCUGGAUGUCGCGACCCCGUUCACCUUUGUCGUCGGCGAGUGCAUCGAAACUCCCUGGAAGGCCUUCAGACUGAGAGCCAUGGAAGCCUGCCCAGUGCUACCCAAGCCUCGCUAAGCUCUAUCAGUUCACUGCCUUAUGAAGAUGAGGAUGAAGAACGGCAAAGGCAACUCAACACACUCACCAAAUCAGCUUCUGCUCCACAGAUCAGCAGCCCUGACAACAAUAAUGACCAUGUUAACCAGGACCCAACCAAUCAAGGAAAGGUUGUCCUGGAGCCAUCUAAUCAGAUAACAACAAAAGGAGAAUGUGGCAAAGUAGUUGACAGACAGGAUAUAUCUAAUCAGGAGUUGUUUGAGGAGAAGACAGAAGAUAUCAAAACGGAUAAUGGGUUGAUAAGUAACAUUUCAGAAGUAUUACUUUUUCAUGAGUUUGCAAAAGAAACACCUGAGGAUGCAAGUAAUCAUGAGGAUGUAAAAGACUGUAGUGGUGUGUUGCUUGAUGGAGAUUCCAGUCUGCUUAAUGAAAACAGUGGACUUUGUAACACUGAUUGUUGUGAACACAAUGUGUCAAACACAGGAACUGGUAAUGAUCCUGAUAGUCACAGUGAUGCCAUUAGCUUUCAUGACAUUCAUCUUAGUGAGCUUGAGGAUGGUGAGCAUGAGAAUAUCUUAGACACAACAAAUCAUGAAAACCAGCUCAGGCAUAAUGUUGACAGCCAAGCUAGCGGUAAAUCCAGUGACCUCAAGGAGCUUCCAGUUAGUGGAAGAGAGCAAAAGGGGAAGGAUGGACAUGCCAGGACCAAUCAGGUGCCAAGUUCAGGCUUCGCAUUUAUGAAUAAAAAAGUGGUGGAGGUGGUGAAUUUGUCUGUUUCCUGUGCACCAACCUGCCUUCCCUUUUCUUCUGUGCUUCGUGACUCACCAUCUGUCAGUGGCCUCUCUGCCCGACAGGCCAGUUCUCCCAUUACCCAUCAGCCACUGGGAUCUUUUGGAAUCAUCUCAUCCUCUUCCUCCUCCAUAUUUCCUGAACAGGAAAUCAGUGAGAGAAUGCUAAAUUUUUUUAAAGCUAAAGAGGCAUUUCUGGGGAAGCUAGCAUUCCGAGCUACACUUUACAGUGAUCUUCCUCUCCUGGCAUCUGAUCAUCCGUACUUCCCUCCUGAAGAGGAGGAAGAGGAGUUUGAGGAUGGAAUCCACCUGGUAGUGUGUGUACAUGGCUUAGAUGGUAACAGUGCAGACCUGCGCCUAGUGAAGACCUUCAUAGAACUUGGCCUGCCAGGGUCGAGGCUUGACUUCCUCAUGUCUGAACGCAAUCAGACCGACACGUUCGCAGAUUUUGACACUAUGACAGAUCGGCUGCUGGACGAGAUCAUUCAGCACAUUCAGCUCUACAACCUCACCGUGGGAAGAAUCAGUUUCAUCGGUCACUCUCUGGGUAACGUGAUCAUUCGCUCGGUGUUGACCAGGCCUCGGUUCCGCUGCUACCUCAGCAAACUGCACACCUUCCUGUCGCUGUCCGGCCCUCACCUCGGCACGCUGUUCAACAACAGCACGCUGGUUAGCACAGGACUGUGGCUGAUGCAGAAGCUGAAGAAGUCUGGAUCUCUGCUUCAGCUCACCUUCAGAGAUCACACAGACCCCCGACAGACCUUCCUGUACACACUCAGCCAGAAACCUGGAUUGCAGUUCUUUAAGAACAUCGUGUUGGUAGCAUCUCCUCAGGAUCGGUACGUCCCCUUUCACUCAGCUCGCAUCGAGAUGUGCAGGAACGCUCUGAAGGACAGGAGCACAGGUCCGGUGUACACAGAGAUGAUAAACAACCUCCUUCGGCCGCUGAUGGACGCUCCACAGUGUCGUGUGAUCCGUCACAACGUGUUCCACGCCUUACCCAACACUGCUAACACGCUAAUCGGCCGAGCGGCUCACAUCGCUGUGCUGGACUCCGAGCUCUUUCUGGAGAAGUUCCUGCUGGUCGCCGGGCUCGAGUACUUCAAAUAAUCGAUUAGAUCAUAGUGUACUGACCAGUCAGAAAAUAGCCAAUCAGGCUGGUUCUUGGCUGCAGAAAGGGCUCAUUACAUCUGAGCUCAUCAUCUUUAAAUGGCCAAUCAGAUUGCAGCUUGGAGGAGAUCCAGAAAAUUAGAUCAGGUUUAAGAUUAGAUUCACCUCCCGAUGGCCAGAAGAGUGGCUCAAACCCUGACCAAUCAGAUUUGGGGUUGUGCUAAUUGUUUAAAUCUUGAAAUAAGUCUAAUAAAUAAGAAAUAAGUCUUCACUGACCAAUUAGUGCUCUUCACUGACCAAUCAGUGAAUCAGAUUAAACCCAAUCAGAACAUGCUUUUCUUGAAUGUCUGUCCAGGUCGUAUCUCACUGGCCACUAAAAUAUUCCUCAACAUGGUAGCCUCCAGAUCUGAUUCAUCUGCUUUAAAUGGCCAAUCAGAAUGUAGCUUGGUGGAGAUCCACGAUCUAAAUCAAGCCAAAUUAGAUUAAUCUAGAGAUUAGAGUCAAUACCUGAUGGCAAGAAGAGUGGCUCAAACCCUGACCAAUCAGAUUUGGGUUUGUGCCAAUUGUGUAAAUCCUAACAGCCAAUCAGAUCAUGUUUUUCAGCACUUCACUACAUCCACUGACCAUUCAGUGAAUCAGUGAAACUCAAUCAGAUUUGACCAAUAACAUGCUUUUCUUGAAUGUCUGACGAGGUCAUAUCUUACUGGCCAAUAAAAUAUAUUCCUCAACAUGGUAGCAUCAAACCAAUCAGAAUCAUCUGCUUUAAAUAACCAAUCAGAAUGUAGCUUGGAGGAGAUCCGCAAUCUAAAUCAAGCCAAAUUUUAACGCCUGAUGGCUCAAAGAGUGGAGCAAACCCUGAUCAAGAUUUGGGGUUUUGCUAAUUGUGUAAAUCCUAACAGCCAGUCAGAUUCAUCUGCUUUAAAUGGCCGAUCAGAAUGUAGCUUAGAGCUCAUAAUCUUCUAAAACAGCAGUUCUUAGCGGAAUCAGAUGACGGAUCAGAAGAAGAACGCAGAGUAAGGUGAAGAUUUUCGUGUUAAACAGAUGGAAACAAUGUAUGCAUGUAUAUAGAAAUGUACAGUAAUUAUAUAGCGAGAAGUAUAUAGAGAUAUAAAGAUAAUAUAUCGGCAUCCCAGUGACUUUUAAAGGGACUAAAAUACUAAAAGAGUAUUCCUUUAUGUUCCAUUUGAGCGUCCGUGCUACUGACCGCCAUGUUAAAUCAUCUACAUGUAAAAUAUCCGAGCUAUUCUCUCAUCAAUCUUCAUCAAAAAUAAAGUAAAAGUCUUUAAAAGUCACUUCCUCCGGACUGGACCUCAUGACAUUCACGGCCAUUUUAUUUAUCUGCACUUCAUCCCACCCCCCUGCUCUUCUCCCCGUCCUCUACAUGUCACCCUCGUCCACCAUGUCAUCCUGUCCCGAGACGUCCCGCUGAGCCUCUUUGUGUUUGUGUUUGUCGAUGGAGUUGACACUAAUUGUUCGGUAAACGAGCUGCCAGUGUGAUGGACCGUAAUUGAAUUCCGCUUUAGAAUAUUCCAGGCUGACAGAGGUCACAUAGAAGGUCACAUGACUUUGCUGAGAGAGGAGAGAGUGCUGCGUUCGACUAAAACUCCGCUACUCGGCAGGUGAUGUCAUCCACAUGGACACACACGAAAUGGACAGAGAAUAAAGUUCUCUGCUGAUAGGCGGGGUGAGCGAACAUCUGGGUCACGUGUCCGUGUUUGUUUCCCUGCUUAGUGUCUGGAAUUUAGGAAAAUGAAACUACUAAACAUAAUGUGUUAAUUCCCAGAAUGCAUUACUGUACUUAGUACCUCAGUGUGUGUGUGUGUGUGUGUGUGUGUGUGUGUGUGAAUGAUAGAGAGAGAGAGAGGGAGAGAAAAGUAAAGAGGAAAAGAUGUUGAGAGAAACAUAAUACAAACAUAUAUAUGUGAUCAUUGUGUGUGUGUGUGUGUGUGUGUGUGUGUGUGUCCUCACAGGCAGCUAUGUUUCAUGAUACCAUUGCACUGUUGUUAAUUGUUUAGCAAACAUUUUCUGUGUGUGUGUGUGUGUGUGUGUGUGAGUGUGUGUUUCUCUGAUCUGAGCUGUGAUCAUGUGACCAAUCAUCUAUGUAUGCCAAUCACAGUGCAGUAUUUUCCCAGUAGCUUUGACCCAAAUGUAUAAAUAUAAAUACUACUGUAUGUAUAUUCAGUAAAUGUAUUACAUUAUAGAGAUAUAAAUGAACAAUAUGAAAUAAAUAGUAUUCUUAUUUUAA